This is a messenger RNA of Penicillium lagena, 918 nucleotides long. RefSeq names its product methionine permease. The transcript has 4 exons. NCBI's taxonomy places the organism in Eukaryota, Fungi, Ascomycota, Eurotiomycetes, Eurotiales, Aspergillaceae. Gene Ontology annotation, biological process: amino acid transmembrane transport. Bases 1 to 918 code for a protein of 305 amino acids. The record is from RefSeq and is a predicted model, not a curated record. Gene Ontology annotation, molecular function: L-amino acid transmembrane transporter activity. Gene Ontology annotation, cellular component: membrane.
AUGCGUGGUCUGGCCAUCGCUGCGGUAUCAUUUGCGGUAAUAACUCACGCUGUCGCGCCACGAGUGGGCAGAGCAUUGCAGGAUGUCCUCAGCGCAGUAAAGCUGUUUAUCCUAUUCUUCAUUGUCUGCACAGGCUUUGCAGCGCUUGGGGGCCAUCUUCGAGUCCCCAAGCCUGAUAAUCUUUCUGUGUCCCAAUCCUUCCGAGGAACGUCAAGCAGUGCCUAUGGGAUCGGCACGGCGCUUUUGAAUGUCAUUUUCUCGUACCAAGGAUAUGACAACUUGAACGCGGUCUUGUCAGAAGUCAAGAACCCCCAAAGAACUCUUCGUAUUGCACUGCCUACCGCCAUGAGUCUGGUGACUGUGCUCUAUAUUCUGGCUAACAUUGCAUACUUUGCCGGUGUUUCGAGGGAAGACUUCCUGAAUUCUGAGCUGACCAUCGCAGCUACUCUCUUCAGAAACGUGUAUGGCCAGUCUGCCGCAGUAAAAGUCCUGCCUGCCCUAGUAGCCCUUUCGGCUGUUGGUCAUCUUCUCAGUGUGGCUUUUACAGUUUCACGGUUAAUCCAGGAGCUUGCCAAAGAUGGCACUACUCCCUUCCCAGACCUUCUCAUGCAGAACCGUCCUUUCAGAACACCAAUUUUCUCUCUUGCUGUUCAUCUCGGUGUCACGAUUCUUUUCAUCUGCGCCCCUCCAGCAGGCUCCGCCUUCAAAUUUAUCGUCGGCCUGGGUACCUACCCCGCGGUGGUUCUUUUGACCGCUAUCACGAUUGGCUUGAUGAAGCUGCGCCUGUCCGAGCUUGAAGACUUCCAGUCCUCAUUUACUGUGCCUUGGCCAGUCCUAGUAUUUUAUCUUGCAGGAAAUUUUGUAAGUGUUUAUCUGAUGACCUGGAACAGUGAAACUGACUCGCCCAGUUCCUUCUGA